This is a messenger RNA of Budorcas taxicolor (takin), 5077 nucleotides long. It is a transcript of the gene SFMBT2, whose product is annotated as Scm like with four mbt domains 2. The record is from RefSeq and is a predicted model, not a curated record. Gene Ontology annotation, cellular component: nucleus. The transcript has 21 exons. Gene Ontology annotation, biological process: regulation of DNA-templated transcription. Lineage: Eukaryota; Metazoa; Chordata; Mammalia; Artiodactyla; Bovidae. Gene Ontology annotation, molecular function: histone binding; transcription corepressor activity. Bases 151 to 2826 code for a protein of 891 amino acids.
GGGAGCAAGCGAGGCGCAGCGAGCGGGUGAGGCCGGCGUCCCCCGCCUCGGCGGCGCCCCGGCCUCUGUCCACGCCGCGGGGAGGACGAACUUCACCAGGUAACUCUUCCUGCAGGAUGAAUUAAGAGAAGACGAUCUCAGCCGUUGAGAAUGGAGGGCAGUGUGUCAGCUUCCAGUAUGCAGGACCCUUCAUCCUCACCCUUGGAAAAACAGCAGAGCUCCGCUGAUCGUAAUGGAGAUCUUGACUCAGAAGAGGGCUCCAGUUUGGAGGAGACCGGCUUCAACUGGGGGGAGUACUUGGAAGAGACGGGAGCCAGUGCAGCUCCACACGCAUCCUUCAGACACGUUGAGAUCAGCAUUCAGAGCAACUUCCAGCCGGGGAUGAAGCUGGAGGUGGCCAACAAGAAGAACCCGGACACAUACUGGGUGGCCACAGUCAUUACCACCUGUGGGCAGCUGCUGCUGCUGCGUUACUGUGGUUACGGGGAGGACCGCCGGGCUGACUUCUGGUGUGAUGUGGUGAUCGCAGACCUGCACCCCGUGGGGUGGUGCACGCAGAACAACAAGACCCUCAUGCCCCCGGACGCUAUCAAAGAGAAGUAUACAGACUGGACAGAAUUUCUCAUUCGGGAUUUGACUGGUUCCCGGACGGCCCCCGCCAGCCUUUUGGAAGGUCCUCUGCGAGGGAAAGGCCCUAUAGACCUCAUUACAGUUGAUUCCUUAAUAGAGCUGCAGGACUCUCAGGACCCUUUUCAGUUCUGGAUAGUUAGUGUGCUUGAGAAUGCUGGAGGAAGAUUACGCCUUCGCUAUGUGGGAUUGGAGGACACUGAAUCCUAUGACCAGUGGUUGUUUUACUUGGAUUACAGACUUCGACCAGUGGGUUGGUGUCAAGAGAAUAAAUACAGAAUGGACCCACCUUCAGAAAUCUAUCCUUUGAAGACGGACUCAGAGUGGAAACGUGCUCUGGAGAAAUCUCUUAUUGAUGCCGCUAAGUUCCCUCUUCCAAUGGAAGUGUUUAAGGACCAUGCAGAUUUGAGAAGCCAUUUCUUCACAGUUGGGAUGAAGCUAGAGACCGUGAACAUGAGUCACAUUUGCCCUGCAUCCGUGACCAAGGUUUUUAACAAUCACUUUUUUCAAGUGACGAUUGACGACCUCAGACCAGAGCCUAGUAAACUCUCGAUGUUGUGCCAUGCGGACUCUCUGGGGAUCUUACCAGUUCAGUGGUGCCUUAAAAACGGAGUCAAUCUCACCCCUCCCAAAGGUUACUCCGGCCAGGACUUCGACUGGGCAGACUAUCACAAACAGCACGGGACCGAGGAGGCACCUCCCUUCUGCUUCAGAAACACAUCGUUCAGUCGGGGGUUCACGAAGAACAUGAAGCUUGAAGCCGUGAACCCCAGGAACCCGGGCGAGCUCUGUGUGGCCUCCGUCAUAGCUGUGAAGGGGAGGCUGAUGUGGCUCCGCCUGGAAGGCCUGCAGAGCCCGGCUCCAGAGUUCAUCGUGGACGUUGAAUCUAUGGACAUCUUCCCUGUGGGUUGGUGUGAGGCCAACUCCUACCCUCUGACUACACCACACAAGACAGCCUCACAAAAGAAGAGGAAGAUCGCAGUUGUGCAGCCAGAAAAACAAUCACCAUCCACAGUGCCUGUUGAGAAAAUACCUCACGACCUUUGUCUGUUCCCUCACCUGGACGCCACAGGAACGGUGAACGGGAAGUACUGCUGUCCUCAGCUUUUCAUCAACCACCGGUGUUUCUCAGGUCCCUACCUCAACAAGGGCAGGAUCGCCGAGCUGCCGCAGUCGGUGGGGCCAGGCAAAUGCGUGCUGGUCCUUAAGGAGAUUCUUAGCAUGCUCAUCAAUGCAGCUUACAAGCCUGGGAGGGUGUUACGGGAAUUACAGCUGGUGGAAGACCCACACUGGAACUUUCAGGAGGAGACGCUGAAGGCCAAGUACAGAGGCAAAACGUACCGGGCUGUGGCCAAGAUCGUCCGCACCUCCGACCAAGUAGCGGACUUCUGCCGCCGGGUCUGUGCCAAGCUCGAGUGCUGUCCAAAUUUGUUCAGUCCUGUGCUGGUUUCUGAAAACUGCCCGGAGAACUGCUCUGUUCACACCAAAACUAAGUACACUUAUUACUAUGGGAAGAGAAGGAAGAUCAGCAAGCCCCCGAUUGGGGAAAGCCGCGUUGAGAGUGGACACCCUAAGCCGGCCAGACGCAGGAAGCGACGAAAAUCCAUGUUUGUGCAGAAGAAGCGGAGGUCGUCUGCCGUGGACUUGGCCGCAGGCUCCGGAGAGGAGAGUGAAGAGGAGGAUGCAGACGCCAUGGACGAUGACUCUGGGAGUGAGGAGACCGGCUCCGAGAUCCGUGAUGACCAGACAGACACGUCCUCGGCCGAGGUGCCCUCCACCCGGCCCCGGAGGGCCGUGACCCUGCGGAGCAGCGUGGAGGCCGAGCGCCGGGCCCCCGUGGAGAGGUCGCGCAGGGCCCGGAGGGCGCCGGCCGCCCCCCAGGCCGAGGGAGCCCCCCGGAGCCCAGCCACCAGCCAGGAGGCAGCAGAGGAUGUGAAGCAGGAGGAGGAGGAAAGGUUGGUUCUGGAGAGCAACCCGCUGGAGUGGUCGGUGACAGACGUGGUGAGGUUCAUCAAGCUGACAGACUGCGCGCCCCUGGCCAAAAUAUUUCAGGAGCAGGACAUCGACGGGCAGGCGCUGCUGCUGCUGACACUCCCCACGGUACAGGAGUGCAUGGAGCUGAAGCUGGGCCCCGCCAUCAAACUGUGCCACCAGAUUGAGCGGGUCAAGGUGGCCUUCUACGCCCAGUAUGCCAACUGACCCCUCCUGGUCCCAGGCUGCCCGCCGGCCCAGCGAAUGCCACAUCUUGGGUCUCAGGAGGUUUCCUGGGCUGGAACUUCCAUUUUCCCCAGACGUGUGUGAUGGUGCGUCCAACAGGUGUCCACAUGAGGGCCUCCUCCGCCCACCAGCCUGCUCGACAUUUCCGUGUUUGCAGAGCACCCAAGCCCACAGCAGUGGUCCUGCAGGGUGUGAGUUACCGCUCACACCCCACGGGUGUGGACCUGCAUCUCUGUAGACCACACCCCAUCUUUCUCCUGCCCCAAACCAGGCAGCUUCCUAAGCCAAGGCCCAUGCUUCAAAAACCCAGGCGCAGGUGAUGACUUUUCCAUCGUGACCUAAGAGGAGGUCUUCUGGUGACUUCACGGUCAUUGUACCCCAAGUGCCUCCCUAGGUGCUUCUUUCAGGUCGAAAUGGGUGGCUGUCACGGCUCUGGGCGAUGUCUUGGAUGACAGCGGAAAAGGGACUCCGCCUGUUGGGCAGUGAAGGAAGAAGGAGCAUGUCAUGGUGGGGCGGUGGGCAUCCAGGGAGCCUUCAGGGAGGAGGCAUGCUUGCCAUCCUGUAUGGAACCUUCAAGGUCCCCCACAUUCUGAAUAACUGCGACCAGAUGGGAGAGGGGCUUCUUGCAUCUCUUAGGGCAUCUUGCCUUGUGCAUUGAAGGCAGAGAGCUUCGUUCCGGAGAGCAAGGCCGGGGGAGACUGGGGAAAGCUGCUGAUGCACCGGCUCCUCCCCUGAGGGGUCGCUGCUCCAGGUCUCCUGGGGAGGUCCCCUCUGAGCCCCAGCUUGGUCACCCCUGCAGAGCCACUCGCGCCCCUGGGUCAGCCAGUGACUGACCCCGUCAUCUGGGCUGACGUUGAAUCACCCUGGACCUCCUUCUGGUGAAGCAACAGGUAUGAACUUUGACGAUGUGGCAGGGACAUGGGUCCCCUCGUCCCCAGCGCACUCCUGCUUCCAGAGGAGAGUCUGGAUUGGCCAGAAGGAGACAAAGAGACUGACCAUGUAAUGCUGCAGCCCACCCUGCUUCUGGUUGACUUAGGAUGUCCCUUGGCCGUUUUCAUUAAGUGGGGCUCGUCAUUUAUAGAAAGAUCCAUGACUCCAGGAGCCAGCUGGUCUCUGGAACCAGGCACUUGUCCAUAUGUACCCUGCAAGGAGCUGUUAGAUUUUUUUCAGUCCCAAAUGGACCAUCGUCUUCUGUGCUGGUUGUUGCUCAAAUGUCUUUUUCAACUUGUGCGCGGAAGCUCAGCCUCCACGUUGCCCAGGAGAAGCGGGGGUGCACAGCCUUCUCUUCCUUUAUUACCUUGACCUUUUCUCUUUGAUGAGAGUGUCAACAGUUCGAGGAAUAACGUCCUGGGCGGGCUGAUGAGCUGCUUGUAUUUCUGCAACAUACGGAGGCCCGGCGUCCUGUCAGAUCUUGAGAGGCCCAAUCACGCAGGCUAACCUUCUGUUGUCAUCUGUCACCAAUACUGAUGAAAAGGGAAACACGCAUUUAGUGGUUGAGGCUGUCGUCUCCCCCGUGACUGACCUAAGGCAGGUUUAAACAUUUGGCACUGGACUUGCCUGGGCGCCUCGGCCGGGAGCCCCGUCUUCUCAGCCCAUGAACACGGGCAGUUCCGUGGGGAGUCAGGCCUGGCCUGUGGUUUGAUUUUUCUUCUCCGGGCUCAAGUUUCCACUCCUUCUCUGUUCUUCACCUCUUGUCUCUUUAGUCCUGGGGCUUUUGUCCAGCUCUGUCAGCUGCUUGAGAAGGGCUUCCUUGAAAGGCCUUGGGUGUUUUCCUGCCUCGGACACACUUGUGAUCCUCACUGUGGCCUUUUCUAGCUGAGCUCCUCCCAUUGCACAUGUGGUGCAAAUGAAGCGGGGGACACUCACUCUUUAAGAAUGCGUGUCACCUUCUCGUGCCCUCCCUGAAUGGCACUGGGGUGGGUUGCUCUGGAGUCAGGUGCUCUCUGGUGCCUGUGGCAGGGGUAAGCCCUGGAGUCCACCCCGAGGAGCUGGAGGCCUCCCACCUGGCAGCUGAGGAAGACCCCCCACUGGUGCUGGGAAUGUGGCCUCUUCCCGAGGGGCCAGGUGUGCAGAGCCCCCCUCGUCCUCUUUGAGGGCUCAGCGCUGUCAACCCGCAUGCCUGGUGAGGGGCCAGCCGUGCUGGGCCAGGGGAGGUCCAGCUGCAGCUUGGGGCCGUCAGGGUGCUGUCAGCCCGCCCUGCUAGGAGCCGGGAGACUCUUCAGGGUCAAGAAGA